GUCUUAUUCAUAAUCAUUUUUCACAUUUUAUCAAAUGCUUAUUAGAGGUUUAUAAAACGUUUGAUAAAAAUUGUUAUUCAUAAUCGUCAUUUAGCGCUAAAAUCCUCUUUUAUCUGUGUGAUAAGUUAUCGAGAGCUCGGGCCUUGUUUAAAGCUCUAAUAAACCUAUUUUAACCUAACUUUUAUAAAUGUCAUUUCAUAUGAAUGUCACUUCGUUGGUUUAUUUAUUCAAAAUAUCCUUGCUGUGAUCCUUGCUUGUGAAAAUGAAUGCUAUAAAUGCAAUUGUGCAUUUAGCCAAUAAUGCCGACCCAGCGCGACGUAGAAAGCUCUACCGCCAACGAAGCAACCCAUUCGAUUUGCGGGACCUAAAUUUUAAAAUAAAAUAUAGGUUCAAUAAGGACACAGUGCGCACCAUCAUAGAUUUGGUGGAAGAUGAUCUGGUUCAGAGCGCUAGAGGUGGUGGCACGUGUCCUGAACUGCAAGUUUUAGUGGCCAUAAGAUGUUGGGGACGUCGUGAGGUACAAGAUGAUGCUGGUGACCUCCAUGGCCUAAGUCAGCCGACAGUGAGCCGGAUAUGCGCCAGAGUCGCGCAUGCAAUCGCGAAUAAGGCAAAUUCCUUCAUCAAAAUGCCUAUCACUAUAGGAGAGCAGGAAAGAAUUAGUGCCAAAUUUAGAGCAAUUAAAAAUUUUCCUGGGGUGAUAGGAGCCAUAGAUUGCACCCACAUUAAAAUUAAAAAAACCGGAGGUGACAUGGCCCAGUACUAUAUUAAUAGAAAAGGCUAUUAUUCCCUGAAUGUUCAGGUUGUCUGUGAUGCUGACCUCAAAAUAAUGGAUAUAGUGGCUAGAUGGCGAGGCAGUACACAUGACAGUCGAAUUUUUAUGGAGAGCAAUAUAAAACAACGAUUUGAGGAUAGGCAGUUUAGAGGACGCCUUAUUGGCGAUUCGGGCUACCCUCUUCUGCCAUAUCUAUUUACACCUAUUUUAAGGCCUAGUCGUCCAGAAGAAGAAGCAUACAAUAAUGCUCACAUCUCAACUAGGAACACUGUUGAAAGGUGUUUUGGGGUGUGGAAGCAGCGGUUCCAAUGCCUACUCCAUGGCUUACCAGUAAGCCUCCAAAAUGGAAAAGCUGUGAUCAUAGCAUUGGCUGUAUUACAUAAUAUAGCCAUUGAUAUGAAUGACACAUUGUUAGAACAACAUAUGGAGCAGGUCCCUGUAACUCCGCAACUUUCGACGGAGAACAGUGUUCACGACAACCGACCUUCAUUGUUGAGGCGUAGGUCGCAGUUGAUACUACAAAAUUUUAUAAAUCAACAUUUUUGAAUGAUACUGUUCCUGGCAUCUUAAUGAAAAUAAAAAGAAUAUUUGAUUGAAAAAUACCUG
Molecule: messenger RNA, 1378 nt
Organism: Ostrinia nubilalis (European corn borer)
Lineage: Eukaryota; Metazoa; Arthropoda; Insecta; Lepidoptera; Crambidae
Product: putative nuclease HARBI1
Exons: 5
Coding region: 263-1318 (351 amino acids)
Source: RefSeq, a predicted model, not a curated record